CACGUAGUGCCUGGUCACGAGCAGAUAAACCGGUGAUGGAGAUUGGCGAUCUCAGUGAAAAGGAAUCAAUGGAUUAUCUAGUCAACAAGCACAAGAUCAACUCUGUAGAAGCAAAAAGAUUAUAUCAAUUGGUUGGUGGGCGCAUUGUUGAUCUAAAAUCUGUUGCGGACAAGUCUCUAGCUGGACAAUCUCUCGAAGUCAUUAAACAGCAAGUCUUUGGUACAGUCUAUGAUAAUCUUGAAACGGUAGGAAUGAAUCCAGGUCAACCAAAUCACGAGGCGGCAAAAAUUAUCAUCAGAACUUUGUUAAAUUCUAAUUAUUUGCUUCAUAUUAGCAUGCUUCGAAAAAUGACCAAAGUGGAACCAAGCAAGUUAUUGGAGG
This is a messenger RNA of Acaulospora colombiana, 381 nucleotides long. NCBI's taxonomy places the organism in Eukaryota, Fungi, Glomeromycota, Glomeromycetes, Diversisporales, Acaulosporaceae. The record is from the annotation of a GenBank genome assembly.